UAUGAAGUCAUUUCUCCUCGAGUUGUUGUUUAUGUUGUUUAUUUCAGGCUAUGAAGGCGAGAACUGUGAGCUUGACGUGGACGAGUGUGAAACGCAGCCGUGCGAGAAUGACGGCGUAUGUUUCCAGCGGUCCGACUCCAGCCACUACAGAGUUCUGCCUGAACUGGACACGGACUUCAGCUACGAGAGCGCAGCCGGAUUCCUGUGCCAGUGCCGCGCUGGAUUUACAGGCGACAACUGUUCAGUUAACGUGAACGAAUGCGAGUCCACGCCGUGUGAAAACGGAGGCACCUGUGAAGAUCUCAUCAAUGCGUUUCAGUGCUCGUGUCCUGCGGGGUUCACAGGUGUGUAAGUGCGCUCCAUAUACCACCUGACUUCACUUCAGACCAUUCAGAAUAAUGGCUGAAUGCGCAACGUAUUGUAGGUUCACUGGAAAAACAUACCACU
This is a messenger RNA of Sinocyclocheilus grahami, 447 nucleotides long. Its product is annotated as protein crumbs homolog 2-like. Gene Ontology annotation, cellular component: plasma membrane; protein-containing complex. The transcript is spliced from 2 exons. Gene Ontology annotation, biological process: heterophilic cell-cell adhesion; establishment or maintenance of epithelial cell apical/basal polarity. The record is from RefSeq and is a predicted model, not a curated record. Bases 2 to 352 code for a protein of 116 amino acids. Gene Ontology annotation, molecular function: calcium ion binding. NCBI's taxonomy places the organism in Eukaryota, Metazoa, Chordata, Actinopteri, Cypriniformes, Cyprinidae.